AUGUUUUUGGUGUCCGGGUCACUACAAAAAGGUCGCGCCCAGCAGGAUCUGGUCCAGAGUUUCGUAAUGUCUGUGUGCGGAUUGAUAUGUGCUCUGCUUCUCAUGUGUUGCCAGUUGGCUGCUGGCCGGCUCUUAGCCACAUCCAAUCGCACAGAGAUGGGGGAGAAGCUGAAGCAAUUGCUUGUCGAAGUGAGCCUAGAGAAACCUUUCAACACGGCGCUUGUAUAUGGAAAGGAUUGCGUAUUUUUGCCAUUGCUCAAGAACUUUGAUGUCGCAUUGGUUAUUGUGACUGAAGGCACCACCAAUUUCGACUGGGACUUCCCGAGCCUAACCUUGAUACUCGCAUGUGGCUGGGAUGCAGAUAGGGAGCAGAAUUCCCGCACUCUAAUCAAACUACAACGGGCUAGACGCUUGAUUUACAUGGAAAACGAGCGAAUAAAACCUAACGAAGUUUGUGGAACGUUUUUCGCCAAGGAGCAAUACAAUAUAGCCAUGAUAUAUCCGAACUUUGAAGAGACUAGCCUCAUCUAUGGCUGCCGCAACUUUCAGUCACCCAACUAUGUGGAGUUAAAGCUUGAGGAAGGAAGGACGGCAAUUUUCAUCCAGCAGUUCCUGAAUAUGCAGGGCUCUGAUUUGGUAACCGAUGCAGAUCAACUGGCGCCACGUUCCAUGUUAUAUCGGGACCCACACACGGGUGAGACCAAAAUGCUGGGCUACGUAGCCAACACAAUCAACCACUUCGUGCAGAAGGUAAAUGCCACUCUAAAGUUUCGAUCCAAAUCACAGGUUGUGGGUAAGACUAUUUACUAUGGCGACAUUGAAAAAUUGAUAGAGGAGGAUCUCUUGGACAUAGGCACGUCCCUGGGUGUCGUAUUGGGGCGAUCCAACUUGGACAUUCUAACCUAUCCGUAUCUGCUGAAUUCAUAUUGUUUUAUGAUGCCCCUUCCAGCCAAAUUGCCAUACAAUCAAAUCUAUAUGGUCAUAGUGGAUCCCUUGGUGCUGGGCAUCAUUUUUAUAUUAUUUUGCUCAUUCUCACUGCUUCUAAUCUACGGCCAGGCAACGUCCUGGAAGGGACUGACUUUAAGCCAAGUCCUGUUAAAUGACAAGAGUCUUCGCGGUCUGUUGGGCCAGUCGUUUCCUUGGCCGACGAGCUUCAGUAAAAAGCUGAAACUGAUUUGCAUGCUCCUCUGUUUCGCCAGUGUAAUGAUGACCACCAUGUAUGAGGCCUAUUUGCAAUCCUUUUUCACCCGGCCCCCGCCAGAGCCGUUCCUGCGCACUUUGGAAGAUGUGGAUAGCUCACGAUAUUUGAUUGUGAUUACCAAAAAAGAGGCUGAUCGAUUCUCAUUCCACAACAAUCCAAGCUCGAACAGAGCUCGCACCAAAAUUGUGGACAAUUGGAGUGACUUCCUUCAACUGCGCGACACCUUCAAUGCCAGUUACAUUUACCCCGUGUCCGAAGUGCGUUGGCGCACGUAUAAGGAACAGCAGAAACUGUUCGAGGAGCCCUCGUUCUAUUAUUCGGACGACAUAUGCCUCAGUCGCAUGCUCUUCCUCUGCAUCCCAGUCCGGCAAUAUCUGCCCUAUCGAGAUCUAUUCCAAGAGCACAUUCAGAGGCAACAGGAAUUCGGCUUGACCACCUUUUGGAUAGAUAGGAGCUUCUACGACAUGGUGCGCCUUCGAUUGACCCCUCUAGAGGAUUUCAGUCGUCCUCAAGUCGCUGCCGAAGCCAUUGAACUAAUCGAUUUGUCCUGGAUACUAGAACUGUAUGUCCUGGCAUUGGUUUUGAGUUGCUGUUUCUUUGCCCUGGAACUAUGUAGGGGCAAGAAAAGCAGUCAAAAGAGGAUCACAUGGAACACAAUUCUGAAUUGGCAUAAUCGAAACUAAAAUCCUUUCAACAUUUAAUUUUUCCGUCGUGCACGCGAAUAAAAUCAGUUAUAAAAAAAUAUUGAAGCACAGCGAAGAAAUUAGAAAUUUAAUCCAAUCCAAUAAAGAAUAAACCUCAAUGGUUCCUCAAUUUACU
This is a messenger RNA of Drosophila willistoni, 2020 nucleotides long. RefSeq lists its product as uncharacterized. The record is from RefSeq and is a predicted model, not a curated record. The coding region runs from base 1 to 1884 and encodes 627 amino acids. Lineage: Eukaryota; Metazoa; Arthropoda; Insecta; Diptera; Drosophilidae. The transcript has a single exon.